Molecule: messenger RNA, 613 nt
Organism: Rubroshorea leprosula
Lineage: Eukaryota; Viridiplantae; Streptophyta; Magnoliopsida; Malvales; Dipterocarpaceae
Source: the annotation of a GenBank genome assembly
CUGUUUCCACUCCAAGCCCUAAAAUCCCUUUUUGUGUUAGAGAUGGGUCCUUUCUGCUCAGAGUUGGAGGAGUACCUAGGACUCGAUUGUAUCCAUCACCUUCAUGCUUCCUUGAAACAUUUAGGAUUGGCAGGAUGGGAAAAAGUAAAGUUUUUGCCACAUCAGCUUCAGCAUCUCACUGGCCUUGAGUGAUUGACUCUAGAAGAAUUCAACGGAGUGGAAGUUUUACCAAACUGGUUAGAAAACCUCACUUCUCUUGGAGAGCUGGUGAUUAGAAAUUGUCAUAAUUUGAGGAGUAUGCCAUCUGUUGAAGCCAUGCAACGCCUCUCCAAUUUAAUAUUUCUUUAUAUAUUUGAAUGUCCCAAAUUAGAAGAAAGAUGCUCCAGAGAUGGAGGAACCUAAUGGUUCAAGAUUUCUCACAUUCCCCAAAUCAUAAUACGUGGGCAAUAGGGAUGACCACGAGGUUUGGAAGAGUAGGUUGAGCAGUUGAAGACAUCAACAAGCCUUCUCCAAAUAAUCAUCUAAUGGAUGUUCUUUGGAAAGCUUUCUGAUAUAAAGACGCAAUGAGGAGAAAAAAACAAGGGAUUGCACAAACGCACAUUUUGUCAUUUUU